Drosophila novamexicana is the source of this 884-nucleotide messenger RNA. It is a transcript of the gene ATPsynB, whose product is annotated as ATP synthase subunit b, mitochondrial. Gene Ontology annotation, molecular function: proton transmembrane transporter activity. The record is from RefSeq and is a predicted model, not a curated record. Gene Ontology annotation, biological process: proton motive force-driven ATP synthesis. NCBI's taxonomy places the organism in Eukaryota, Metazoa, Arthropoda, Insecta, Diptera, Drosophilidae. The transcript is spliced from 3 exons. The coding region runs from base 74 to 814 and encodes 246 amino acids.
UGUGAAUGACAGGGUAGGUGAGGACCUGAACGUCAAUUUAGUAGCAUAAAUUCGUCGAAACAUCAUUAUAAAAAUGUUCUCCAGAGCCGCACUCCUUACAGCCCAGCGCCCAUUGAGCUUGGUGGCCAGCCGCUCGGCAGCUGCCGCCGCCGCCCAGCCUGCCAGCGGAGCUGUUGAGCGCCGCCAGCGUCCCGAACAUCCCGGCAAGGUGCGUCUGGGCUUCAUUCCAGAGGAAUGGUUCCAGUUCUUCUAUAACAAGACUGGUGUGACUGGCCCCUACACAUUCGGCGUGGGUCUGAUCACCUACCUGUGCUCCAAGGAAAUCUACGUGAUGGAGCACGAAUACUACAGCGGUCUGUCGCUCGGUAUCAUGGCCAUUAUUGCGGUCAAGAAACUGGGUCCAGCUGUUGCUCGCUGGGCUGAUGGUGAAAUCGAUAAAAUCGAAGGCGAGUGGAAGGAGGGUCGUGAGGCUGAGCUCAAGGUGCUCGCUGAUGCCAUCGAGGCCGAGAAGAAGGAGCAGUGGCGUGCCGAUGGUGCCCUCUUGUUGAUGGAUGCCAAGAAGGAGAACAUUGCCCUCCAGCUGGAGGCUGCUUUCCGCGAGCGUGCCAUGAAUGUCUACUCUGAGGUCAAGCGCCGCUUGGACUAUCAAGUGGAAUGCCGUCAUGUCGAGCGUCGUCUCAGCCAGAAGCACAUGGUCAACUGGAUUGUGGCUAAUGUGCUGUCCAGCAUCUCGCCCCAGCAGGAGAAGGAGACGCUAAACAAGUGCAUUGGCGAUUUGACUGCCUUGUCCCUGCGCGUCAAGAACCCUGCCUAAACGACUCGAGUUAUAGUUUGUUAAAUUGAAAAUUACACACAAAAUGCGAGACGCAGCCAACAAACGGAAA